This is a messenger RNA of Planococcus citri (citrus mealybug), 1796 nucleotides long. RefSeq lists its product as uncharacterized. NCBI's taxonomy places the organism in Eukaryota, Metazoa, Arthropoda, Insecta, Hemiptera, Pseudococcidae. Bases 243 to 1544 code for a protein of 433 amino acids. The transcript has 3 exons. The record is from RefSeq and is a predicted model, not a curated record.
UUAAAGACUAAUAUAAUUUUUAUCUAAUAAAAUUGUGUGAAAAUUCCUGCUUUUUGUCAAAAUCAUCGGAAAGUCUAUCAUCAAAAAGCUCGAAUUCUUUCCAAGACUGCGUUGUUCCUCCGAAUUACUUAGUAGGAUUUUUUGUUCAUCUCCUCGAUUCGAUUUUCAGUUAUAUUCCGUACUUUGUGGCAGGCCAAGGCAUUAACUAAUUCGAGGUGUAUCAUCGUUCUUCAGCCUUCGGAAUGGCUUCGGAUUCGUCUAAUGAGUAUUCCCCUUCCACAUUGUACGUCAGUGAUGAUAAAAGACUGAUGCUUAUGGACAAAGACACAAUCCGGGAUCAAUGGGUUGAAGAGAGUAAUGCAUUACAAAAAGACUAUUUCAAAUUCACCCAGAACAAAUACUUUGUAAACAAUUUAGGAAUUUUGCCGAAAAUUGUAAAAUCUCUUCGUACGUUGAUUUUUAACCCUACUGGCUGCAUGAAAACGGCAACUUCUUAUGGAAUUGAGAAGUUUUUUUCUAUGUUCGUGAAAGAAGAUGAACGAAGAAAUCUUGAACCAGUUUUCUUAGGAGCUGUUACUAAAGAAUUUUAUGACAAGUAUUCGCAUCAGUACAUAGUUUUCCGUAUGUCUUUCCAAUCACUCACAUUCAUGGGACCAGUGAAUACAGCGGAAGACGAAAUAAACGGCUAUAUAUUUCGAAAAUUCUGUGAAUUCUUGGUUUUGCAUAAAUGGUCAUUGGAAACUGAAGAAGAGAAAUACUUUUUACGUACGUUUACCAUGAAUGGGUUAUUCUGUGCGAUGAUGUUAUGGCUGAAAAAGAAAACUAACAAACAUGUAGUUGUAAUAUUGGAUGAAAUCAAUUCGCCACUGAUGUCUUUAUUUGUGAAUAAUUACGACGCGAGUGAACGUGACACUAUAUGGAAAAUCUAUUCCAAUAUUUUGAACAGAUUAAGCACGUGUACAUCAUCUGUAAAAUUUGCGAUCGCAUUUGGAAUCCAUGUAGUUAGAAUUCUAGAUUGGAAAGAGUGGAAGUACGUCAAACUAUCAGAUUUGGAUUACACCAAAUAUUUUAUGUUCGAUAAAAACACUGUCGAAAAAAUUAUCGAUAAAUAUAAAGGCGACGAUGGCCUUAUAUUCAGAAAAACCCACCAAGAAACCAUGGACAUUAUGACCCAGUGCUAUGGUGGAUAUUCCUUCGAUUUAUAUUGCCCCUCAUCUGUAGUAAGGUAUCUGGAAAACAACGGGGAGAGAAAACUGUAUAAAUGGCAUCGGAGAACCAUUGAUAUAAUGGAUGUAAAAGAAAGUCGAGUACAUCUCGCAGUAUUUCUGGAUGCUGAAGAACACAUUGUAAACUUGAAACCUUCGCUUGAUUUGCGUACAGUUGCGCAGAAUGGAACCGCUCUGGCCAACUAUGUUUAUGCCGGACUGUUACGAGUCGAAGUAUCGCCAUCGGCUUUUCCUGAUGGUGAUUAUAAAGUGUCAGUAGGAAAUCUGGAAAACCUGAAUAUAGUGGGUUAUUUCCUAGAGCAGUGUAAAGGAAAAUAACGCAUCUGAAAAAUCGACUCGCAUAAUACAAGCGUUAACUUCCUUCAACUUCCAUCAAAAUAUUGUUUUGGUGAGCAUUUGGAGUAAUUUUCAUCAUUUUAGAAUGAUAUUGAUCUGUUUGAAACAGAUUUAAAGUCUUUGGAGAGAGUUUUGUUUGCAAUGUUUCUCCUAAGAAUACCAUACCUACCUACCAAUACGUACUCAUAGAUUACAUUCUAAGAUGUGGUGUAAAUAUACUACUUUAGAGCUAGA